Sycon ciliatum is the source of this 2497-nucleotide messenger RNA. Its product is annotated as protein Wnt-7b-like. Gene Ontology annotation, cellular component: extracellular region. The coding region runs from base 861 to 2090 and encodes 409 amino acids. Gene Ontology annotation, biological process: multicellular organism development; canonical Wnt signaling pathway; neuron differentiation. Gene Ontology annotation, molecular function: cytokine activity; frizzled binding. The record is from RefSeq and is a predicted model, not a curated record. The transcript is spliced from 4 exons. Lineage: Eukaryota; Metazoa; Porifera; Calcarea; Leucosolenida; Sycettidae.
ACCCAGUCCCCACAGGCACUAGCAUUAUCACAUUUCCCACGUGCAAAUGUACUGAGUUUCUGACAAGUUCCAAACCUGUUUUCUGUCUCCAGCCAGCGGGUAGCUCCGCGAUACUCCAUCAUGCUUAUAGCUAACAUUCACCAUCAAUGUCGAACCCGGUCGACGCUACAAGAGAAGGAUAGACCGUCGGGUUCUUGUAACCAAGGCCAGGCCAGGUAGUGCUGCAUGGCAUCAAGAUAUUUGCCACAUGCCCUGAGCAAGCCAGGGUGGAAAAUAGCAAGUACUGGGGUAUACUAUAAGGCGAUUUCCUCGCACUGAGGGCAAGCACCGUUGAAUAGCUUCUUUCCUCGAGUGCUGCAAUAGCGUGUGUGCCUGAACGAAUUAUGACAGCUAUUACGGUUCUCGAGUGCGCCGAUUAGCGCCGGAAAGAGCAGCGACUCCACUACAAUCAUGGUGUAUACUCCAGUCAUUCAUACCAUUCACAACAAGCAGGCAGAAUUGACCCCAGCUUCUGAACGUUGAGAGAUCGACUCUGAGUCGUCCUUAGAGAGAUGAAAGUCUCUGCAAAAAGCAAAGGACUUUGGAAGGUGGUCAAAUCGACCAAUCAGAAUAUCGAGUAAGACACAUGAUAGUUUUCCUGAGUUCAACUGUAGUAAGGCCUUUUGCCACCUACUUGCUGUAUACUGGAAUUUCUAGGCUAUUCCAAAUUUGGGUUCUGCAUUUCAGUCUAGCCAUUCUUUCCUGCCACGACACGCUGCAUUGCAGCCCACUCGCUAACAAGUAUAACGUUGAGCUGACGAACGGCGAACUUAGGCGACGAUGAGGAGUUUCAAUGUCGCCGGAUUUUGACCUGUCUAUCAAUGCUUAUUGUAGCAGGCUUUGCUGCGACUGAACACAGCAAAAUCAUAAGGAUGAUGGCGAGGAGGAGAUGCGUGCUACAUUAUUUUAUACUGCUCAUCAAUUUGUACACGAUGGAUGCUGCUACAGAAGCACCUGGAGGUUCCAGAAUCACGCUACUGGCUUCCAUUCCUACCACUGCCACUGGUACUGGUAAUAGAAGUAGACUAUUGCCCUGGCACACGCGGAUAGGUAUUGCAACGUACAUUCGUGAGCAGGACAACAGGCGCUUCGCUCCAGAGUAUUCUGCAAGCUCUUGUACUGCGUUACCGGGUUUAUCACCCGCCCAGAGGGUUUGGUGCGACACACACUUCACCCUGCUGCCCAUCAUCAGAAAGGGAGCAGCGAUGGCUGUGCAAGAGUGCAGGACACGUUUCGCUCAGCGCCAAUGGAACUGUGUCGUCAAACCCAGGUCUAUGUUGAGAAAUGCUCUUCGCCAAGGUUCUCCAGAAGCUGGCUUCGUGGCGGCAUCACAAAUGGCAGGCGUCGCGUACUCGCUUCUCGAAGCGUGCAAGCGAGAACAGUUUGCAGGAGGAUACUGCGGCGGAAAUGCAACCACCCUUUCCGAUCGGGCCCGUGGUGCAGCGGGCUCAGCAGCAGCACGGUGGGGCCAGCUUCAACACACGUUGCAAACUCUACGAGUCUACAUGUUGCUGGAUGAUGAGGCGGAAAACGACUUAGCCAAGGCCAGACGCUUGAACAGCGACAUUGGGUUGCAGGUCGUCCUAAACAUGAUGUCAGAGUAUUGCGGCUGCAGACCAAGUCCUGGCGCAACAUGUUCUCUAACUUGCCUGGGCUCAACACUGUCCUUCUCUCGGGUAUCCAAGACCAUUAUGAGUCUCUACUACAGCUCAGUCCUGUUGGAGACGAAUAGUUCGACUGAUGGCACGAGUCAGGAAAACACUACAAACAUUUCACUGGUACACCUGCAGACACCUGAUUACUGCCAAGAAAGUCAUGCACUCGGCUCACCAGGUACCCGUGGAAGACGCUGUGAGAUGCGCACGAUAGCACAGGAAGUAGUGAACGAGACCGGACCACACCAGGACGGGGCCUGCCAGUACUUAUGCUGCGGCAGAGGGCAGCGCUUUGAGACAUUCCGAUCCCCGUACAAAUGUUUAUGUUCUUGGAGCAUUGCUGGAUUUAAAUGUCAAACAUGUCACGCCACCCGACGGCUAUAUUUCUGCCUUUGAACUUACGCACCGUAAGGUCUUUGAUGCAACAUCAAUUGUUAUAUACAAUGUAGGCUACUAGGCAAGUUGUGCAAGUAUUCAAAUAUGCUGUAAUUUUCUCAGCAAUGUCAAGUCCAAGUACUCGCUUGAUCACAUUUAUAUCUCUAUACAGUUUCUAUACAGUUUCUGUACAGUUUCUUUGUACAAUACGUCACUCUUACAGUACUGGUGUACAUAAUACAACAGUGCUAUAAAUAAUUGAGCAGCCUUGACUACUCUAAAGUAAACACAUUUUUAAAACGAAGUGAUCUAUUUCGAAGACCGUUUUCGUAUAUCCACAAUACUUAUAGGCAUGUUGCAAAAUGUUAUUUCGUGUAUGUGUUGUUGUGGUUGCGCUCGAGUGUCGUUAUAUUAUUCCUUGAAGUUCA